UACUUCGCUGUGGAGAAAACAGUUACAGCAAUGAGCUUGUAAAACUGCUUGAUUCUUGAAAAGAACUCUUUUUACCAGCUAGAACUCAUGCCAAAAUACAGCACAAGGACUUAUGGCCGAAAUCGCAGCAAAGAGUCGCAAAUUUCCAGGGAAUUUGAUGAAAUUCAGAAGAGCGAAAAUUCGAAUUCGUCCUCUACUUCAGAAAACACUUUCACAAAAAAACUCAGCAGAAAGUCACCAUGGUCGAGAACAAGUAGGGUCGUUGAACUAAGUGUUAACAACUUGGCAAAGGAAGCAACUGUAGACGGAUCAAAAACAAACAAACGCAGGAAAUUAGACGUGAUUGAGGAGAAAGACCCAUUCGCUUUUGACGAAGAUGACGUGACGACCCAAGGCUCAAAGAAAAUCGUAUCUCAAAGUAACGCCAUCACUAAACAACGAAUCACAAACCAGGCAUUAACAACAGAAUUUACCGAUAAAAGUACAGAUGAUGAAGCUUAUAGUAGCUCACAGGAAUUGAGUGAAACUUCCUCACAGGGCGGUGAAAAAAAGGUUUCCGGUAAUUACAGGAAAAAGCCAACUGGGGUAAGUCUAAGUAUAUUUUUCUGAGGGAUAGAGGGAAAAUAAUUCUCCAAUUUCAGUGAACUAUCGAGCUUGCAAUUAUUAUUUUAUUCAUCAAAUUUUUGCGUGGAACGAAUGAAAAAUAAAACAACACCAGGAGAAGAGCAGCAGGUUCCCUUAAAGUGCUUUAUGAUCAGGCAUCACAGUGUUCGUAUAAUGUGUUUAUGUUUUGUUAUAACAGGUGAGUUUGCUCAUAGAUGUGUGCAGUUUUAUCACGCGGGUCUUCUAAGAAAUGUUUUACUUUAGUUGUCAAUGAAAAAAUCAUAGUAUUUGGUACUAUUAGAAAAUCACCCUGGAUCUAGUAUACCCAAAAAACUUAAAUUAGUUAAUAAACUUAUUAAUUAGAAUUAACACAUAACAAAAUGAAUUAAAAUGUGAUAUGUCCAUUCUUGUGAACUUCAUUGGCUUCAACACAUUAGUAAUCAUCACAGUUGUGUACACUUCUUAAGCAGUUAAAAAAAAAAACCUGAAACAUAUUCAGGCUUGAACAAGAUUCCCAUGACCUGUUUGAUGCCAAGUGCUGCAGUGCUCUUACCACUGAGCUAUCAUGCCAAUUGUGAGCUGGUCACUUUUUGAGUUUGUAAUAUACCGGUAGCAGAUGAAGAUGUGAAAAUGAACAAAUUACAUUUUAUACAUGUUUAUCACUUCUGUGUUAAAUCUUUUUCCCACAGUUCUAAUGUAUGAAAUUUCUUCCAUUCAUUUUCAUGUCAAUGGCUUUGUAGAGAUGGUACAGCUGCCAUUGUCAUCCUGGUAUUGACCACAGAUGGUACUGUUUGUCUGUAGUAUUUUUUCUUUUCAUAUUGUUUCUUUGUUACUUUGCAGUCCCCUUUCAAAAAUUUUCUAAAGAACAAUGACAAGUCAUUAUCACCAAAUAAAAGCAACUCUUUAAGGAGACUUUCAGCCUUGGUAAGAGCUUAAUAAUAUUAUUAUGUUUACAUUUCUUAUACUUUAAAGAGAACUUUGCUCCUUGACCCACCUACUCAUAGGCCAGGUUGUAGUCACUCAGGUUUACAAUACAAAAUGUAUUAACAACUUUUUUCAAACUUAGAGUAGCUCGCUGAUUUUACUGCAGUAGGUGGCUAAAAAAGCCAGCUGCCAGCUCCUGAUGACAGCCCUGAAUUAACAAGAACCUCAAAUUACAAAAUUGGGUUGAAAAUUUUGCUUUUUCUUGGGUUAAAGGGAAUCAUCUUGGAAGAAAUCCAUGCAGCGUGCAAAGAAAGUAGUUUCUGAUAGCCCGGGGCUAGUGGAUUUUGCUAUUGGGCUAGUGAAUUCUGUUCUUAACUUGCCCGACGGGCAAGUGAAGUAUUUUGAGGAAUUCAGCCUACAGAACAACUGUGAAAUCAUUUCUGCUCAUCAAAAAUUUGGGGGGGGGGGACUAGUUGAAAUGACCUUCAGGCUAGUAAAUGCUAGCUUCAGCUUGCCCGAAUGGCAAGCUGUAAAAAUGACUUUCUUUGCACACUGUCCACGGCUAGCAUACAUGCAUAGCACAAUGCGUAGACCACAGAAUUUUAUCUCUGCAGCCCUCUUUGUUUUAUUUUGGUAAUGAUUUAAUUUACUUUAUGACUGAUUAUUGUUAGAUUCAGUUUGUCAUUCCUAAACCAGUCCCAUGUGUUGUUUUGAUUGGGCAUUGUAGUCCCUCUUACCUCCUACCAUCCUUGUUUGUAUGGCCGCCCAGUUUAUAUUAUACCCAUUGGCUCUAUUUAUUUUGUUUGAAGCCUACUAGUGCAGAUUUUAGUGAGGACUCCCCAGAUGAUGAGUACGCUGAUGUUCCAAGUGUCAAACGGACUUCAUCCUGGCCACAGCCAAAGAAAGAACACUCUGCGAGUGCAGUAAGAGUUAAAAGAACAGAGAAACCAGUGAGUCAAUAGUCAUUGUUACAGAUCAGCAAGUAACAUCAAUAUCUGUGACUUUUUUUGAAUUUCAACCUCCAGUUUGUGAAAAACUUUGUUACUAGUAUUAUUAUUUUUUUUAAAUAACAUUGCAGUUUCCUGUCUUUGUUUUUGCCAUGAUGGGUAACAAUUAUUUUUUUGCAAUUCUAGCUUUUUACAGUUGUGAGAAAUGUGAAACAAGUUCAUGAAUGCUUGGAGUCUGGCGAGGAUCAGCAGGUGUGAUAUAGUGUGACACUGAAAUUGAAACUUUGUAAUAUUAAUAAUAAUAGCAGUAGUUUCAUGUUGGAAAAAACAAACAAACAAACAAAAAAAGUAAGCACGAGUUCAGAAAAAAAAUUAAAUAAAAUUGAUUUUGAUUAUUGAAUUGUUCAAUUAGCACUUCUGUUAGGAUGAGUCAAUUAUGUACACUCAGGUUCAUUAAAAAUCCAGCUGACAGAGGGCUAACAGUGUCACUGGAUCUUGGAGUAGAUUAAUCAUCACUGAAAAUGUGGGGAAAAUCCCAUAAUUAUAGAUUCCAAGUAACCUCAGUCUGUAUUGUUUUAUACAUGGAAGGUGAUAAGAUUUGGCAGCAUGACUUGCUUCCCUCUUUUCUUGGUUUAAAACUCUUUGCCUCUUGCAGUUGACAACUUCCUCAUAACCUUCCAGGACUACCUUUGGGAAACUACCCAAUCUAGUUAAUCAAUAUUAAAUAGAUUGUAAUAUCUCCUCCUAUUUCAUUCAGCAUGUAGUAAGUACUGAAUUUAAAAAACCUUGAUCUUUUAAAAAACACUUAGCUUUCAUUUCAUUAUGACCAAAGAUCAGCGUGCAAAGAAAGGCGUGUCCAAUAGCCCAUGGCUAGUGGAUUUUAUUAUCGGGCUAGUGAAUUCUGUCUUUAACUUGCCCACCUGGCAAGCAAAAUUUUUUAAGGAAUUCUAAUCACAAAAGAACUGUUAUCAACCCUGCUCAUCAUUGGGCUAGUUAAGAUGACUUUUGGGCUAGUACAUGCUAACUACAGCUUGCAUGAAUGGCAAGCUGUAAAGUUGACUUUCUUUGCUCCCUGAAGGAUAGUAAUGCAGAAUAACAUAGAGAUGUAUACUGGCAUGUGAUGACUUUUUCUUAGUUCUUUGAUGAUGUCGAGUACCUUCUGGAUGGCCUCAAAGAGAGCCGAUCAAUAUCAACACGUUGCCUUAGUGCCCUGGACUUUGCAUCACAUUGUUCUCAAACAUUGUUUAGAGUGAGUCUAAGAGCCCAUGGAUUUUCACCCAAGAUUUUUUCAUCCCUUCAAGAUGCUCCCUCCGAUAAGGUGAGGAUUCCAAUAAAUUGAAACAGUUAUCACAUUGUCUUAACAAGAGUCCAUGCCAGUAAUGUUUUGUAAUGAUGUAGGGUUUAUCGAUGGUUCCCAGGAAGUGGUAUUAUUUAUCCAUUACUGACAAUGCAAAAGAGAAGGAGACACGGUCUAAUGAGCCACUUGGCUCAAAAAUACAAACUUAACCUUCACCUUUUACAAUGUAUAACAGUUACCAGUGCCGUACAAACAACUUAUCGAUGAGAUCAAGCAAAACUGACUACGAGAGAACGACUGGAGAACUGGCAAUUUGACUAACAAUAGGCGACUGUUUAACUGUGACAAUAGACAGAUUGAAACGCACCAAUUACUGAUUACGAGUCUUCAUAGCCAAUAACAUCACAGCUUAACUGACAGACGACCAAUAACAUCACUAUGUCAUUGACCAAUCAGAUCAAUAACCAGAGUAUAAUACCAUUAACUGAUGUGAUACAACUCACUUUGACUCUGAAGAUGACUACCGCACAGGUUGUCGAAAUGUCAAUCAUUGUCAACGACAACAGUCCUAUUCAGGACUACAUUCACCCGGACGAUCAAACUCAACCUACUUUUUAUUAAAUACAGUUGACUCCCGAUAACUCAAACCCUCGCUAACUCGGACCUAGCGGUAACUUGAACCAAAAUCAAUUGCCCCUGGAUUUCUGUCAUACAUUUACUGUAAUUUUACCCUUGGUAACUCGAACCCUCGAUAACUCAUACCUCCCGCUAACUCGAAGUAGUUUUUUCCCCCUCAGAUCAUUUCUAUAUAAUUUUACCCUUGAUAACUCAAACCAUGUUUUGAGCCCUUAAAAAUUCGGAAAAAACAGUCUACUAGUGUCCGAAACAUUGAAUUUUGAAUUCCCACUGGCGUGUUGUACGCAUAUAGUUUACUAGUGGAGGCUGUUUUGUUUGUCACAAAUCUAACGUGAAACAGCUUUACUUCCCAAAACAGUAAAACACAUGCUCUGUUUAGGCUUUUGUUUUGUUAUGUUACGUUCUGUAUUAUAAUUUAGAAGUAUCUUUCAAUUUUUUACUUAACAUUUCUACAAUUAACUGUGUUUAAAAUGUUCACCCUGUGGUAAAAACUGUUUUUUCUUUACUCCCGGGUAUUUUCUUCGAGCUCCCAAUAACUCGAACUUUUUUCUAUUUCCCUUAAGGUUUGAGUUAUUGAGAGUAGACUGUAUACAUGUUGGUGCAGUGAUGCAGUGACUAGCAUUUUUGCACUUUUACUCGGUUAAUACUUUAAUUAUUUACUCAUCCUAUUGCCAUUCCAGUGUCUUGCUCUUUGUACAUCAGCUAUAACCUUGAUGUUAUCUCAAGAUCGUCAAAAUGCUGACUUGGACAGAUUUGCUCUUGGUGAGACCCAUUAUCAUCUGCUGUCAUGUAGAUUGCUCUUCUCUUAUUCCUUUCAAAAAAAGUCCCAUAUAAUAUACCAUGCACUUAUUGCCUGUUAGUGGACUAACCAUGCCCUUCGGCAGUGUCAUGAGAUAAAUUUGACACAGCUCUCAAAUAAUGUCCAAUGUCUUUGUGACAGUAGGGAGUUUUAGCAACGAGGAUGGCAAUGGCAGCCAGAAUGUCACUAUUAAAAGUCUUCGCUUUGUUUCAAAGUUUGUCUCAAUAAUUCAGCUCGCUUUAAUAAAAUGUCAAAUGUAGCUAAAUAAUUAUCAUUGGAAUUAAAUUAAUGGGAACCUUAUGGAAGAUUAGAAGAAGAAAGACAAAUAAUAUCAUUAAUUUUGUUGUUGUGUGUUUACAUCCAUAAAACUUCCCACGCUGGAAUGUCACAUUGUAGUGGUUCUUUUUUUAUGUCCUUGUUGUUGUCACCAUCAUGACCUUUGCUGUAUCAUUAGUUAACAUAAUCUCUAGGCCACCUUCAUAAUUGACAUACUGGUGUAUUAGUGGACUGACUUUAUACUCUGGUUUGUUUAUCAGAGCUGAUUAUUAAGUUACUGGCAGUUGAUAGCAACAAUCAACAGUCCAAGAUACUGAAGGAUUACAACAAAUAUGUUACUAAAGUCAGGUUUGUUUUAAGCUUUAUAUCUGUUCAUUAUUAAGCAAAAAAUACAAUGAACAUAUUUUAAAUUUCCGAGCACUACUCAAAAGACCUUUAGUUAAUUGAAGGAUAGGAAAGACCUUACCUUAAUGAGAGCAGGUAAAAACCCCAAGUCCGAUUGCUUGGGGCAAGUAUAUUUUGAUGUUGGGCAAGUAAAAAUAGAAAUUUUAUCCUUAGUAGUCCUAUGAGUCAAAUCCUGUAGUUACUCUGUAUCUGGUACAGAAUUUAAGUACUUGUCAAUCUAACCUGCAAUCAGGCGGUCCUUCUUCCCUUGUGAUUUAUAGAUGAAAAAAAAAAUACUGCCUGAUCGCAGGUUACCAGUGAUCUAAUUGAUACACUUUGUUGCAAAUCUAUAAUUUAUAAUAGACAGUACCUAGUACCGUAGAACUAUAAAAUGAUGAUGAGGCACUCUGUUCCCUUGAGACAAGUCAUAUUUAUAGAUAGGGGCACGUGAAAAAUGUAGUUUACUCGCCCACUUGGCUAGUGGAUUUCAAAUUUUUUUUCUGCCCUGUUAAUGACAAUCAAAUGUUAUUAUUCCGCAACAUGUUUUAGCAAGUAGUAUUGAUUUUAUACCAAAUUUGUUUUUGUUUGCUUCUUGUAGAACGUUACUAGAAAAACAAGGUGCAUCAGAUGAAUUACUGGCAACCGUGGGUGAUGAUAUCAAUGUAAGCCAUAGAGUAAUAUUAUGCACAGUUUAAUCACUUUGUUGCAGAUAAACUGGCUGAUUAUAUCUUUAGUGGUGGGAAACAUUUUGUGGGCCCUACAGAGUUAUUGCCACCCACCUAGAAUAGCUAAGGGACCGACCAUUAGAAAAGUUAUGGGGGUGGGGGGUGGGGAAUUUUCUAGCCACAGGAAUUUUUUUUCGUUAUCAAAUUCCUUGUAUGAAUAUUUUUUAGGCCAUAGCAUGAAUACUUUUUAGGGUUAAUUGGCAUGCAUGAAUUUUUUUUUUUGGAUUUAAUUUUCCCUUGCGCGAAUAUAAUUCUAGCUAAUUCUAGCUAAUUGUGGGUAACAUAGUCAUAUUAUAAAUUAUUUUCAAAUUGAAUAAACUAUUGUUGGUGGUGAGAAAAAAAUGAUACUUUAGCAAUAAGUAAAAUGCUUAUGCUCAUUAUCCAUCAAAACAGAGAAGGUAGUAAUGUUGUUCUGCUCUUAACUUCAGCCUGCAUCUCUGGCUUGCGAGUCCUUGCUGUCAUUGACGUCACAGAGAACAGGGGAGUGGUUCAAGGAAGAGAUCCGACUUCUGCAAGGACUGGAUCAUAUUAUGGACAUAGGUAAAGUGAUGCCAAUUUUCAAACUACUGUGUUUUAUGCAAUACACAUACUUGCACAUUUUUUGUAAAAUGUAGGUCAAAUAUGGCAGUAAUAAUAACAAUUAUUGAUGCCAAAGAGCUUAAUCUUCUUAUAAAUACCAGUAAUAAAAUGAUAAAUAUUGAAUACAAAGGUUACACAAUGCAAGCUCUGCCUUCAUACAAGUGGUGCAAAGUACAAGCUCCUUCGUUCAUCAAUGAAUUUGGGCAAAACGUGAAUAACACUGGGGCCCUGGUUAGGCAAAGAUUGUCAUCAAGAGAAUGUACAUUCCUGUUUGUGUCCUUGGUACAAAGAGAUUGAUCAAAGUAACAAACUUAAACAUCAGCUCUUUUGGACCUCAAAGUGUUUAUCCUGAGACAAAGAUGAAGCUCAUUGAUGAUGAAAUAUAUCAAGAAUGAGAUGCAGUAUUUCAUCACCAGAUGAAACACUGAGAAGAGAAACAAAAUGAUUUUAGAGAGAAAUUAAGGAUGCAAAACUGAGCAGUUUUUCACCUGAUUUCCAAACGCUCAUUGAACAUUAAUUUCCUUGUGAAUUAUUAAUAAGUUUGAGAAGUAAAGGUCAAUUUGCAGGACAGUAGUAUAGAUUUAAGGGAAGAAAUUAAGAGUAAGUUCUUGUUGAAUACAUUGCUAAAGUAAUAAUAUGUUCCUUUAUGUCCAAUACCUACCAUUGUUGUUUAGGUGUUAACACUAUUGGCCAGCUUCUAACAAGACACUCAGAUGGCAAAGUACAGUCUGAGCAUGUACCAAUUUCUAAGCUGAAGAAGAUGACAAGAUGCAUGAAACUACUUGAAAAUGUGAGCAAUUAAUUGAUCAUAAAAAACAGUAAUUUUCAUUCAAAAGUGUGUGCCUUGAGAAAAGCCCCAAGUGACUUCUGAUAAACUUCAAAUUCUCCUUUUAGACUGUCCCAUAACUUCAUAACAAACAAAGGAGAAUUUGUUACGAGACCACAAGUCUCUUAGGGCUUUUUCCACUCUCUCCUUCAAUUGUUUCCUUACAAGACACCUAGGUACUUAGUGCUCUAAGCUCAACUUUUUCCGAAGUAGACUUUGAACCUAAAAUUUCAAUGAAGAGAUAAAUAGAUAAUCAAAAUGACUGCCAAACCAUCACAAACAAAUGAUAGCCAGGUGAAUUAGAAAGAAAAUUGAGCUUAAGAAAUUAUUUAUGUUUCCUGCAAAUGUUUCAUUAUCAUUGGGAUCAUAAAGAGAAACUAAUUAAAACAUGCUCUUUGGCUUGGCAAAUUAUGGCCAAAAAAUUUCUUUGUACUCACCUUGAAGACCAAAAUGGUUGCAGCUUGCUGUGCUUGUGCUCUUCAGAACUUGUCCAAAUAUCUAUGUGCAUUCCAGAUUGAAUUGGAAUAUUUAAGUGUUGGUUUUUGAAGAGAGGAAAACCAGGUAACAUGGAGAAAAACCUCAACAAACAAUCAAGAAAACCAACAACAAACUCAAUGUUCAUACAGCUUCACUUUUGCAGGUCACAUUGGUUUAAGGCAAGUGCUCUCACCUGACUGUACACCAGUCCCUUGCUCCCCUAAACUGUAUGCCAGGCCUUUGGUGUUAACAUUUGUUUUAUUUACUUAUGAUCUUAUGCUGAUAGGUUACAAUCCAGAAUUCAAGUAAUCAGCAGUACAUUAUAAGUUACGAGAAAGGUUAUUUUGUCUCUGCAUUGGUCAGGUAAGGCAGAUUCUCUGUGGAUAAAUGGUGUAUGAAGAUUUUCAUAAUCUUCUUACUGUUAAUAAUUAUUAUUAACAGUAAGUAUGUAUGUAAAUAUUAUAAUAUUAUGUAAAUAUUAUAAUAUUAUGUAAAUAAUUUAAUAAUGUUCUGUGCUAAGUGAUCAAGAACUGGGGCUAGACUAUCAAAGUUCAUUUUUUAGUUUUGUGGCCUUAUAGCAAACUUAAAAGUGUCAUGCAUCGGACAGAACAAUGAUUUUUGUGUUUUUCAUGUGUACGGUAUUUUAAUGUCAGUUUCUUGGUAUAUUUACACUCAGUGAACAAGCUUGGACAAACAAUCUUUGUUUUUAAAUCCUGCAAAAACAUACAUGUACUGUUCUGUUUGGUGAUUUUGUUUGUCUCAGCUCGAUCCAAUAAGUUAAGCUAAAUAGUUAAUACUGUUUGGUUAUUUUCCAGGUUAUUACAGCUAUGUCUCAAUGCCCUGAACAAUGGCAUCUCACAAAAGAAAGUCAAGGUGAAACCAGACAAAGCUUUUGAAGAUUGCUUUUUCAGUAUUCUGAAAGUUUUCCUGAAUCUUACUCACAACUUUGGUAAGUCCACUUGCAACUUGGAUUUCAGUGAAACUGCAUCAAAGAUUUUCUUGGUCCCUUUUUCUUGCAAAUAAAAUGCUUCAAUUUUAAAGAUUCAAGUCUCAUAUCUGAUUUCCGGAACCAUAAUUUUCUUCAUGGCCAUUCGCCAACCAAAGAUCAUACCAUCCUCCCCAGUUCUUUAAGAUCACCUGCAUAUCGGUCCCUAGCUCCCUGGGAUCAAAUGUGUGACUAACACCCCUGCUCCCUGGACCAGCUUAUUCCAACUGAGCUAAACUAGGUGCCAUUCAAUGAUUAACACAUUUUUAGUAGCCUAAGCACAUGGAAUACUGUGGAGUAUUUGUUUUGAGUUGUUGAUGAUCAAGGUUGUAAGAGGUAAAUGAGAGGAGUUACCUGUUUCCCCCACCCUGUCCCCCUCCAUCCCCACCCUGCCCCCUGUGUUAUGUUAUGUGUUGUGUAUCUUGUUUUUUUUUCUUAGCAGUUAAGAACAUAGCACAGUGGUAAAGUUUUGGUAAUGUGUUUAAGAUACAUCAAUAUCCAUCGUCUUAUCAAGAAUGUUUUAAGUACCAUGAAUUCUGUAGAUACUUGGUGGAAAAUACCAAGAACUUAAACUAAACCAGAGUGAAUUAUGUUUCACCUUUUAGCCAAAAAUGGUCAUUUUUGUGAGGUUUCGUGUAUUUAUUAUUCAUUACGAUUUAUGAAAAUAAAAGUUAUCCUUGGCAAAACCAUUCCUCUUGACCUACACCAUCUAUGAACAGUACUCGAAAACUUGUUCUUGUAGAGGCAGGCAGCUCAUGUAUUGGACAGCAAGAAGGUUUCCUUUCUUCUCUUCUCUUGACUGUUUUACAGGUUAGUAACACCUCAACAAACAUUUGGAAGAAAACAUUAAUGUUACCAUACUUGUAAUUUGAUAAUAAAAUUAUUAGUUUCAGUUGACAAGCAUUCUUUCACCUUUUUGGCUUUUAGAAGUGAUGCUGCAUCAUAAUACUGUAAAUAAAGUUACUAAUUUUUUGGUAUGAUUAGAGCAGUCCUCGGAGUUGUAAUAUUCUAGGCAGAUUUGUAAUUUAGUACAAUCAAUUCUCUGUAAGACAGAUGCCCUUGGGACUGGCUCUAUUUGUCCGUCUAUAGAAAGUCAACUAAAAGGAGCAAAGAAAGACGGACCAACUGGAGGUGUCAAUUCGAGCAAGGUGUCCAUCUUAUAGAGGUGUCCCUUAGGAGAGAGUUUACUGUAAUGCAGGAAAAGUGUCACUGUAUAAACAAAGUAAAAGUCAGUUAUAACAUCGAAUUGCAUGUUGGUGUCACCAUGAAGCAUCCAUUUUCAAAUUUAAAUUUGCAGUGGAUGACUGUUUUGUUAUUUUGUUAUUAUGUGCCAUUUUUAACACAAACAUUAUGAUUUGUUUGUUGUUAUUUAAGUUGCCACAGUUUGUUGCUGAGAGUAAAAUGUUUGACCUGCACUUGCUGGUAAGUGUUUAUUUGUCCAUUCAAGAAAAAAUGUAAGGCUGUGAUCAAAUAUCAUAAUUUUCAUUAAAAAUGUUAUUAUAAAAAGUUUGUCAUUUAGUACAUUUUUUUGUUUUGUUAUUUCAGAGUUUGGAGCUCUUGUACAACAUUGUUGAAGAUAGUAAACAGAACAUUGCCACCCUGGUGCAGCUACGUACCUCCCCAUGUCUUGAGAGUCAAGAGGUAGAUAAUCAGGGGGACAAGAUCAGUGCUAUUGAGGCUCUUGUGCAAUUGUUCCUCAUUAGAGAGAAAGCUGCUAGAAAUACAGAUGAGAUGACGUCAGGUUUAUCAACUGAAGGUAACGCCUUAAACCCCUAAUGGUGACUAAAAUCUUAUUUCUCCUAGCCUGCAGUGCAGGAUUAUUUUGGGUGGACGAAAGCUACUUGUAUAUGUUCAUAUUGUUGUAGCCGCCAUCUUGGAUUUUAUGACGGAGGAAGACAGGGGAGGGUAGAAAUAGUAACCCUUAACUCUUUUGGAGUUUCAACAUGGCACUUCUGCAACCAAAAACAUUUGUGCGCCUGAAGAAAACGCCUGCACUGCAGCCUAUAUUUCUCCUUAAAAAUGCACCCCUUAAUUAAUCUAAAGGUCAUGAGAGAAAAGGAAAAUAAUAUUCACAGAGUUGUUGAUUGUUAAUCAAUUCUUCUCACUAUUACCAUAGAAACUGUAUGAAGAACAGUAUUACAAUGUCUGUUGAUAUCAGGAAUGGUUUAAAAGGUUUUUAAACCACUUUGGUGGGUUGAGUACUGACCUGUGAUGACAACAGGUCUGACAUUUUAUAGAAAAGUUUUUUAUAUCACAGAAAAUAAAGUCUACAAUACUGGCUUAGUGCUCAGGUUUCUGAACAGAUGGAGUAAAUUGUUUGACUUUUUUUCCUUGUUUGACUUAAACUGAUUCCUGGAGUGUGUUUCAUCUACUAAUCAACUGGUCUUUUUUUAUUGAUUAGAGGAGAGCAGUCAAGACUCCCUGAAACAGACCAAAGAUGGGGGUUGGAUUUGUGGAGAAGACAUUGAUGUUUCUGUAGACGAAGGAAGCAAAAACGACACUGAAGUACAAGAAGAAGUGCUGCCACUUGAAGUGCAGCUUGGUAAAGGUAAGGGCUGAGUUUGUGGUGCCAGUAUUCUGUUUUAUUGAUGGUUUCUUGUUGUCGCAGAUGGUGCAAUCACAAAAUGAUAUACUUGUGAUAUUUUUAAAAUACCACACAGUGUAGGGCUCAAAAACAAACUUAGAUUUCAGCUCUUACAUUUUGUAAUUCAUUGUUUCCAUUUCAUGAGAGAUUUAUUCUGACUGGUCAGAAUUUUUUUUUUCUGUGCAGCUCUACAAAAAGCUGGUGAGCACAUGGAAGACAGCGUUGUGGCUGCAUAUGUCUCACUUCUCCUUGGUUGCAUAUUACAAGAUAAUGAGGUGAGGCUGUGGUUAUUAAUCAAUAAAAAUCAAAAUAAAAUCUUAACAUUGAUAUAACAUAUGUUGCUCUUGUUUGAUGAUACCACUAGUUUGAGAAUGUCCUUGCGGUUAUGCUCAAUUUAAUUUUUCUUUGUUUCCACCAUUAUCAUACUUAACUAAAAAACAAGGAAAAUAACUUAACCAAGGAUAAAAGAGUACUGAACCACUCAUCUAACACACCAUAGCUACUGAUAUAGUAAAGAAAAACUAAAACUAAAAUUCUUAAAAUUUGUCACAGGCAAACCAAAGCUUUAUCCGUGGUCUGUUGCCCGAUGGAGAUUUUUCCUUGCUUGUUAUUGUUUUAAGAAAAUUUCUCCGCUUCAUUAAACUCACAGUGAGUACUAUUUUAUUAUGUUGCAUUUACUUGAUUUCUGUGAACUGUUAUUUAAGGGGGCUCAAAAUCAUGGCUGGUUAACAGACAACGUCUAGCCAGAAUGGGGUCUUGACCAGCCAACAACUCUGCUCGCCAGUCAUGUUGGCGGUUCACACAGACUCUUAUGUCGUGGACAAACAGCCAAAUCCUCACCUGCAAAUUUUAGAUUUUGUCUCUUUGUAAAAAUAGAAUCAUGUUCACUAACAGAAAAUUACAGAAGGAUUAGCUCACUUUUUUUCCAAGUUUUGACUAGUCAGAAAAUAAGAUUUGACCAAGCAAACAUUUUUUUGGCCGGUCAUCGUGUCGGGCCACUGUCCAAAAUUUAUUUUGAGCCCUGACUGAGGUAAUCCAAAUUCCUGUGUUUCUUACUACUUAUGGUGCAUGAGGUCUUGCUGCUUAUUUCAGUCUGUAAGAAGUAACAUUAUCAUAACCUUAACUCACCAGGACUUUUUAUGUUUUGCGUCCUGCCAAGUCCCAAAAGUGGCUAACAUCAAUUUUCUCCCAACAAUUUCAAAACAUCAUCAGGAGUAAAGGUUGGGAAAAUUACAUGUAACAGAAUGAUCACCAAAGGGAACAUGCUUUGACCUCUUAUCAAAUUCUCUAGUUUUAAGGAAAUGUGUCAGAUCGGUCUGGAGAAUUUGUAUGUGGAGAUUGGGGUUUGAAGGGUCAACUGUGUUACACAGUUUUAUUGGGAUUUUUUGUUAAUGUUAAUUCGGUGGAGUGCCUGUAAACUACCGGUAGCUUGAGCAGUUAACCCUUUAAGCCCCAAGAUCCACAUACAAAUUCUCCAGACUGAUCUCCAUACAUUUGUUUUAAGAAUAGUUGAGAGAAUUUGGUUUAAGAUCAUAGCAUUCUCUCUUUGGUAAUCAAUUUAGUGAUUCUCAUGACCUUUACUCUUGAUGAUCUGCUUAUGUUGUUAGGAGAAAAUUGAUGUUGGUCACUCUUUAGACUUGAAGGGUUAAUUAAUUUUACUUGUGUUUUUAUGAUGUUUUCAGAGCGGUACAAGUGGACAUGCCAUUGAGAAAAUUGUUAAAGUCUUGGAAAGUUGCCGAUGAGAACUGAAGAGCCAUGCAGAAGAACAAGAAACUUACAGUUUAAGCUUAGUGAUAAUAAUUAUUGAUAUUAUAAGUAUUACACUGUGUGUUUAUACUGUACAUAUUUGAUAUUAUUUGUUUCAUAACUGGAAUGUGGAAGUCUUUAACAAGUACAAAAGUGAAAACAGACUUUGCAAAAGUGAAUGGGAAUAUUACAAUUAUGAUAGUGUUGUAUGUAGUUAACUUAAUUAUGUGACUAAUUUGCCUGUGUCAUUCAUUGGCACCUCUUAAAUUUUGGUUUAAAUUUGAAACAGAGAACAUACUUUGCAAUCCUACAGAAGUUGAUUGUGAAUGGGAUGUAUUUAAUAAGUUAUAGAUCGGAAACUGACUUUUUUCACAAAUUUACAACAGCUUCAUUACAAUGAUAAUCCUGGUAAGUGGAGCAAAGCUCUAAAAAGAAUGAUAUUUAACAUAGUAGAAGUGUGACGUCCUAUAUUCACUUGGCAAACCAUUGCUUUAAGGAAUGACCAAUUUAGUAAUGUUAUUAAUGCUGGCCAUUUUAAAAUUUUUCAUUAGUUAUUCAGAUCCCAUUGUCUCAGACACAAAGUAUAGACUUUGUUUUUACAUUUUCAGUUAUAGGGUUGAAAGUGGAAAAAGAGUUUAUGACAAUAAUUUCACUUUCCUAAACCACACAUUCAUUAUACCACGGUCGCGCUACUUAGAUUCUACAAUAUAUAACAAUAAUAAUGUUAUUAUUAUUAUUAUGAUUAUUAUUAUUAUUAAUGGAAGACCCUCUAACAACAUAGGUGCUCAACAUAGCACAACAUAGGUGGAUUUGAUAAGGACUUUAAAAAUUUUCAAACUGUUGUAAAAUAUUUCCUUUUAUUACAGGGCUCAAAUCUCCUUUUAAUUCAUAACAGGUAAUUUGAGCCCUUAAAUGGGGAAGGGAAAGAUUUAACAACAGUUUAAAAAUUUCAGAAUUUACAAGGACUUGUAUGGAAAACCACUCAAGCAUGACUGGGUGGCAAGAGUUGUUUUUCUCAUACAAAUCCCUGUAAUUUUUGGCGGCCUUUGCAAUUGCCAGUUUUGAGAUAUGCAACAGAAAAUUUACAGGUUACCUAAUUUUAAUAUGCUCUUUCAGCUCAUGCUAACAAAAUUUUUCAAAAGCAAACUGUUUUCGUGUUUACCAAAAGUUGAUCGGACAAUCAACUGAUGUAAAAGACCUGUUGUUAGCUGUUCUAAAUCCAAUGCAUAAGUUUCAAGUUUUUAAUAACAUGUAAAUAUCUUUUAGCAUUCAAAACCACUAAAAAAUUGAUGCAGCC
Molecule: messenger RNA, 15085 nt
Organism: Porites evermanni
Lineage: Eukaryota; Metazoa; Cnidaria; Anthozoa; Scleractinia; Poritidae
Source: the annotation of a GenBank genome assembly